Molecule: messenger RNA, 1054 nt
Organism: Sinocyclocheilus rhinocerous
Lineage: Eukaryota; Metazoa; Chordata; Actinopteri; Cypriniformes; Cyprinidae
Product: homeobox protein Meis2-like
Exons: 6
Coding region: 584-1054 (156 amino acids)
Source: RefSeq, a predicted model, not a curated record
CAUACCAUCAUGGGCGAAGAACACUGACAUUUAAAGAGGUGUCGAGCUGGUAACACCCACCACGCUUCCCAGGCUCAGUCAUCAGGGGUUCAGUCUCUUCAAGAGGAACCUGCUCCAAAUCACCAACACAAUCCCAGUCGAGGCAAAGCGUGGGUCGCAAAGAGGGACUAUGAGAUCCGGAUAGUUUUUCCUUGCAGUGUUUGCCAUGCCAGACACGAACAUCCCAGAAUUUGGAAAGUUUUUUUUUCUGACUUCAGGAAGUCUGUGACGGGAAAAUUGCAUUAGCUCGUCAGAAGGUCCAAGUGGAAGCAAAUAUUAUAACCUGUAUAAGGUAAACGUGUCGGGAUUUUAUUUAAGUAUAUCCGUCAAUGUGCGUUUGGUAAUACGGUCGAAUUACUCCAAAACUAAAAGUGGCUGUAAAGGAAGCGAUCAGAAACUCUUCACUGGACAUGCUCUAUCAUCUCAACGGAUUACCGACAUCUCAGUCCCCUUAAACCGGAUGCACAAAAGGAAUUAAAUCACUCAGAUUGUUUCCUUGUUGGAUAAGAUCACAGUUUGCACUUAACAUCAACAGAAGCGUCACAUGCUGAUGGCUCAACGGUACGAAGACCUUGCCCUCUAUGGUGGCGGUAUGGAUGGAGUUGGGGUUCCGACGUCCAUGUACGGGGACCCGCACGGGCCUCGGCCCCUGCCGCAGGUUCACCAUUUGAACCACGGGCCACCGCCACAUGUCAACCAGCACUACGGGGCCCACGCACCGCACGGCAUCAUGCCCAGCAGCAUGGGCUCGGCUGUCAACGACGGACUUAAGAGAGACAAGGACCAAAUUUAUGGGCACCCGUUAUUUCCGCUGCUGGCGCUGGUGUUUGAGAAGUGCGAGCUGGCCACAUGCACACCGAGAGAGCCCGGAGUCGCUGGAGGAGAUGUGUGCUCAUCCGAUUCAUUUAACGAGGACAUCGCUGUGUUUGCCAAACAAAUUCGGGCAGAGAAGCCGUUAUUUUCUUCUAAUCCAGAGUUGGACAAUUUGGUAAAGUCGCUUCAAAGGUCCAUAUGA